Messenger RNA from Atta colombica, 3047 nucleotides. RefSeq names its product heat shock 70 kDa protein cognate 5 (gene Hsc70-5). The transcript has 11 exons. The coding region runs from base 135 to 2195 and encodes 686 amino acids. The record is from RefSeq and is a predicted model, not a curated record. Lineage: Eukaryota; Metazoa; Arthropoda; Insecta; Hymenoptera; Formicidae. Gene Ontology annotation, biological process: protein refolding; cellular response to unfolded protein. Gene Ontology annotation, molecular function: misfolded protein binding; heat shock protein binding; ATP binding. Gene Ontology annotation, cellular component: cytoplasm; mitochondrion.
AAUGGAUGCGCCAUGAGAUGCGCGUGGUGUACGUGUAUUACGGGUCUUUACAGGAGUUGCAUCAUUACACGUGAGGCUGGACACGCCGCGUUUCCUGUUGAGUUUUGCCGAAAUCCUACUGAAAAAAGGCCAAAAUGUUGACCGCCGCGAGAUUAUUUAACCGCAGUUGCACCGGCGUUGCCUGCGACUUGGCAAGAAAACAACAAUUCAGCACGAUUUUGAAAAAUGUCGCAGCUCCAACAGUCACUGUACCACAUCGAUUUACUGAUAUGCAACAAUAUCGGUAUAAAUCUGAAGGCGUAAAGGGUGCAGUUAUCGGUAUAGAUCUUGGAACUACUUUUUCCUGCGUAGCAGUGAUGGAGGGCAAGCAAGCUAAAGUUAUAGAAAAUGCUGAAGGCUCUAGGACUACGCCAUCUUAUGUUGCUUUUUCAAAAGAUGACGAACGUUUAGUUGGCAUGCCUGCAAAACGUCAAGCAGUUACAAAUUCUGCUAAUACAUUUUAUGCAACAAAACGGUUAAUUGGACGAAGAUUUGUAGAUCCUGAAGUGAAAAAGGAUAUGAAGAGUGUAACAUAUAAAAUUGUGAAGGCAUCUAAUGGAGAUGCAUGGGUUCAAGGUGUGGAUGGAAAAAUGUAUUCUCCCAGUCAAAUUGGAGCAUUUGUACUUAUGAAAAUGAAGGAAACUGCUGCGGCUUACUUAAAUACUCCAGUAAAGAAUGCUGUUAUCACUGUACCAGCGUAUUUUAAUGAUUCUCAACGACAAGCAACGAAAGAUGCUGGUCAGAUUGCUGGAUUGAAUGUUCUUCGUGUAAUUAAUGAACCAACCGCAGCUGCACUUGCUUAUGGAAUGGAUAAACAAGAAGAUAAAAUUAUUGCUGUUUAUGACUUGGGUGGAGGUACCUUUGAUAUUUCGAUUUUAGAAAUCCAGAAGGGUGUCUUUGAAGUAAAAUCCACAAAUGGAGAUACAUUUUUAGGAGGAGAAGAUUUUGACAACGCAUUGGUUAAUUAUCUCGCAUCCGAAUUCAAAAAAGAGCAAGGCAUAGAUGUGACUAAAGACGCAAUGGCAAUGCAAAGAUUGAAAGAAGCAUCAGAAAAGGCUAAAAUAGAGUUAUCAAGUUCCCUUCAGACAGAUAUAAAUCUUCCCUAUCUUACUAUGGAUUCUAGUGGACCAAAGCAUUUAAAUCUUAAGCUAUCCAGAAGUAAAUUUGAAAGUCUUGUAAAUGAUCUGAUUAAACGUACUGUUCAACCAUGUCAGAAAGCGCUGUCUGAUGCCGAAGUAACAAAAUCUGAUAUCGGAGAAGUUUUAUUGGUCGGUGGUAUGACCAGGGUUCCCAAAGUACAACAAACUGUUCAAGAAAUAUUUGGCAGACAACCAUCGAAAGCUGUAAAUCCGGAUGAAGCUGUAGCUGUUGGUGCUGCAGUUCAAGGAGGUGUACUCGCAGGAGAUGUAACAGAUGUUUUACUUCUUGACGUUACACCUUUGUCAUUAGGUAUUGAAACACUUGGUGGUGUAUUUACGAGAUUGAUCUCUCGUAAUACAACUAUACCUACAAAGAAAAGUCAGGUAUUUUCUACGGCAGCGGAUGGUCAAACACAAGUCGAGAUUAAAGUUCAUCAAGGCGAGCGAGAAAUGGCUAGUGAUAACAAGCUUCUAGGACAAUUUAGUCUUGUUGGUAUUCCACCUGCACCAAGGGGUGUACCACAAAUAGAAGUAACAUUCGAUAUCGAUGCAAAUGGUAUUGUGCAUGUAUCAGCCAGAGAUAAGGGAACUGGCAAAGAGCAACAAAUUAUUAUUCAAUCUAGUGGUGGUCUUAGCAAAGAUGAAAUUGAAAACAUGGUUAAGAAUGCUGAACAAUAUGCAAAGGCAGAUAAAGUUAAGAAGGAAAGAAUUGAAGCUAUUAAUCAAGCAGAGGGAAUUAUACAUGACACAGAAUCGAAACUAGAAGAAUUCAAAGCACAGUUACCACAGGAAGAGUGUGACAAACUUAAAGAACUAGUUGCAAAAUUACGAGAAACUUUGGCUAAAAAAGAUGAUGUUGAGCCUGAAGAAAUCAAGAAGCAGACAAACGAACUUCAACAAGCGAGCUUGAAAUUAUUUGAAAUGGCGUACAAAAAGAUGGCAGCAGAAAGAGAAAGUCAAAAUCAAAGUCAAUCACAACAGGAACCUGAAGGCGAGAAGAAGGAAGAGAAAAAUUAAUUUUAAUUAAAUAAUUUGCGUUCUGUAAAAAAGGAAAACAGAUUCACUUGUAUAAGCGUUUGUUGCUGUUCCGUAAGCUCAAAGAAAUUUUUUAUUCUAGUAAAGAAAAUAUAAAUUAAAAUUUCAAUUCUAUGAUAACAAUCGACUAGAAAUAAAGUACUUUCAUACAUAUGGAAAGGAAGAGAGAAAAAAGAAGCAAUUUUCUUUAUCAUAUUUAGUAAUUCUGAUAUAUAAUAGCAAUUUUGUGGUAUAUUAUAUAUAUUUUUUUUAUAAGUUUGCAUUCUAAUUAUCAUACAAAAUUAUCUCUUAUUUCUUGUAAAAUUCUAAAAAUAAUAAUAGUUACCGCAAGUUUUUUUAAGUCUGCUAAAAAAGAGUAAUUGUAUAUCUGUAGUAGUAAUAGCCAAUUUUUUAAAUAUUUGGCUAGUUUUCACAUAAAGUAAUAAAUUAUGUACAUAGCUAAUCACUUGUAUAAUGAAACUAAUGCAAAUUGAUUUUUGUGCAGCCUACGAACAUAUGUAGAAUGUCAAGAUUUCACCGUAAUAAUUAUUGUAAAAUGAUGUGUUACCAAAAAUAAUAUGGAAAUAAUUUGUUAACAAACUUGCUAUUGUAGAAUGCUUCGUAGCAUAUUCAGUGAAUACGUGAGAUGAGAAUAUAGAAUCGAGAGAGUGUGAGAUGAAUGUUUCUGUGUCCACACAAAAUAAAUUUACUUUGUAAACGGCAUAGAUUACCGUAGAGAAUAUUGUUAUUAUGAUGUAACAAACUUAUGAUUUUUUAAAAUUUAAAUAUCUUAAAAGCAUCAAAUUUUAUCGUUUUGUUCUGUUGUUCAAUAAAUCUUAUAAAUUUUAAUGUAUA